Cydia amplana is the source of this 1685-nucleotide messenger RNA. RefSeq names its product pickpocket protein 28-like. The record is from RefSeq and is a predicted model, not a curated record. Bases 21 to 1682 code for a protein of 553 amino acids. Gene Ontology annotation, molecular function: ligand-gated sodium channel activity. Lineage: Eukaryota; Metazoa; Arthropoda; Insecta; Lepidoptera; Tortricidae. Gene Ontology annotation, biological process: sodium ion transmembrane transport. The transcript is spliced from 12 exons. Gene Ontology annotation, cellular component: plasma membrane.
AUUUAAGCUUCGGUGUAACCAUGGUGCGCUAUGGCGGCGGGGACACGGGACUGAAAGCUAAAGGAUCCGUGAAUGAGAACCAUUGGUUUGAAAAACCACCGAAAAGGGGAUUCCUAGCUAGCAAAUUCAUUGAGUUUUGCAACAGAACAGAUUUGCACGGCUACAAGUAUAUUGUUAUGGAGGAUAUUAAUUUGCCGGAAAGGAGCCUGUGGGCGCUGGCGGUGGUUUUGAGCGUCGGCGUUGCGGCGUAUUUUGUCGUCACCGCCUAUCGUUGGUACGCUCGGAACCCCAUCGUCACGGUGAUCGAGAGCACUCACGGUCCCGUCUGGGACGUGCCAUUUCCAGCUGUCACUAUUUGCGAUUUGAAUACCAUUUCUCGGAGAGCGGCAAAGGAGUUCGCCGCAAAUGUGACCCUUCCUCCGAACAUCACCGCGGAUAAUGUAUUCGAGUACCUUCGCUGGGCUCCCUUGCUCCAUUCCUCGUUUCAAGCCAACGACACACAAAAAUUGAUGUUGAGCAAGCUGCAAGAUGUGCUAGAUCUCAAUAAAAUCACAAUGGAAACACUUUUUGCAAGUAUGUCGCCAGUGUCAUCGUGCGGCCAGUUGGUACAGCGCUGCAUGUGGAAGAACACCGUGUACCGCUGCGAGAUGCUCUUCCAGCAGGUGUUCACGCAGCUCAACCUGUGCUGCGCGUUCAACUACUUCGCGGUCAACGUCUCUCUCAACACAUUGCAUGCGACCAACGAGUUGGGCAAGCAGGUGGCGCCACGCCGCGUGGCCUCUUGCGGCUACCAGACCGCACUCACCGUGCUCAUCAACACCGCGCCUGACGACUACUACAGCUCCGCGGUAGCCUCGCAGGGCGCGCUGGUGUUAAUAGAUGACUCGUACAACUUGCCGGACCUGGACUCGCAGGCGCGCAUGGUCAACCCAUCCACGGAGGUGCUGAUAUCGCUAUCGCCCGAACGCACAUACGCCACGCCUGGCAUCAAGUCCUUCCUGCCGGAACGACGGCAGUGCUACUACAACGACGAGCUUCAAAUUAGCCAGUUCCGCCACUACUCUUACCAUAAUUGUAUGGCUUUCAAGAAGGUGCAGUACAUAAAGAAAACGUGUGAUUGUUUGCCAUUCUACUUUCCAACUACAGAUGAUCAUCGAAAAUGUAAUUUUAAGGACUUGGACUGCUUAGAAAAAAUAGGGUCAACAAACGAAAGCGAGCCCGAGCCAUACAACGUGAUGCAGUGCUUGCCGGAGUGCGAGCAUUACGACUACCCUUUGGAAGUGGCCCUGGGCAUGCUGGCAAAGCAAGCCAAACUGAAUGGGAUCGCAUUUUUUAACGACGUCAAUUUGGACAACCGCUCGCUCCUGAAUGUGUUCUUCAACGACUUGGUCUCGACCAGAUACCGGCGAGAUGUUUAUUUAAACUGGCAGAAUAUUCUCGCUUCGUUCGGCGGCCUACUCAGUCUGAUGCUCGGCUUCACACUAAUAUCCGGUUUUGAUCUUAUUAUAUUCUUCACCUUCAGAAUAGCUUAUGAUGCAUUGAAAACAAUUUCGUCCAAUGAAAACCUGAAACAAGACUACACCAGCAAACGCAGAGAGCCAUCUAUCGCCACGAAAGACUUCUAUGUUGGAAAACCAGUGGAAUGGGAAACGGAAAGACGUUAUGGAAAUGUAAAGUACUGAAAA